GAAGAUCCUAGAACUCACCAACAAGAUGAUUGAGCUGCUGACUGGAGAGGUUCCUAUAAGAUUUCAGGACGUCACCAUCUAUUUCUCCAUGGAGGAGUGGGAGUAUUUAGAAGAACACAAGGAUAUGUACAAGAACAUCAUGAUGGAGGACCGGUUGCCCCUUACACCACCAGUUAAGGAAGAAAGAAGAACACCGGAGAGCUGUCCCAGUCCUCUUCUCCCACAGGAUGAUUUUGAAGAACAUCACAAUGUCCCACAGGAUGAUCAGCUUGUGAAUCUGGGUGAAGAUCUGAACAAUAUUAAUACUACAGAGACAUAUGUGAGGGGUGAUGAGCAGAGUACAGAGGACAUUCCUACAGAUAACCGCCCAGAUGACUAUACCACGAACUCAGAGAGACAUCAUGCCAGUAUCCAAGAAAUAUCAUCAUCCAUUCACAGCAAAAACGUAUUAUUUGAUCCUUUUAAACUGGUCCAGUUUACUGAUUCAUCACAGAAUGUAACACAAAAUGAAAGUCACCAAAGGGGUGUUGAAUGUCAAACAGCUCACAAAAGUGAGAAGCCAUUUUCAUGUUUACAAUGUGGGAAAUGUUUUUCUAUGAAACAAAAACUGGUUAGACAUCAAAGAACUCACACAGGGGAGAAGCCAUUUUCAUGUUCAGAAUGUGGGAAGUGUUUUUUUGAAAAAAAAGAUCUUAUUAGACAUAUAAGAAUUCACACAGGAGAGAAGCCAUAUUCAUGUUCAGAAUGUGGAAAAUGUUUUGUAAGCGUUUCUAAUCUUUAUGAACAUCAGUACACUCACAGAAGGGAGAAGCCGUUUUCAUGUUCAGAAUGUGGGAAAUGUUUUAACCAGAAAUCAGCUCUUGUUAAACAUAAAAGAAUUCACACAGAGGAGAAGCCAUUUUUAUGUUUAGAAUGUGGGAAAUGUUUUGCUCUAAAAAGAUAUUUGCUUACGCAUCAAACAACUCACACAGGGGUAAAGCCAUUCUCAUGUUUAGAAUGUGGAAAAUGUUUCAACCGUAAAUCGGACCUUGUUAAACAUCAAAGAACUCACACAGGGGAGAAGCCAUUUUUAUGUUUAGAAUGUGGGAAACGUUUUUCUGUAAAAAAAUGUCUGGUUUCACAUCAAAGAACGCACACAGGGGAGAAGCCAUAUUCAUGUUCAGAAUGUGAGAAAAGUUUUAACCAAAAAUCAGCUCUUGUUACACAUCGGCGAAUUCACACAGGGGAGAAGCCAUAUUCAUGUUCAGAAUGUGGGAAAUCUUUUCCACGGAAAUACCAUCUUGUUACACAUCAAAAAACUCACACAGGGGAGAAGCCAUAUUUAUGUUUAAAAUGUGGAAAAUCUUUUCCCAGGAAAUCACAUCUUGUUAGACAUCAAAAAAUUCACAAAAGAGAGAGGCCAUCUUCUUCCAACGAACCAAGACUUCAAAGCCCAGCCCUACUAUCAGAAGUUAAAGAUGUGCUUAAAGCCGAAGUAGCGAUUAUCCGAAAAGAUGUCCAGAAUAUAGGCUUUUGCCUCAACCAGCUGGAGAAAGAUCACAAUGCUGCUAGAUCAGUGGAGCAGAGUACAGAGGACAUUCCUACAGAUAACCGCCCAGAUGACUAUACCAAGAACUCACAGGGACAUCUUAUCUCUUCAGAUUUUAAGGUAGAUGAUGGUGGUAUCAUACAAGAUAUGUAUGAAGAACAUGCCAGUAUCCAAGAAAUAUCAUCAUCCAUUCACAGCAAAAACGUAUUAUUUGAUCCUUUUAAACUGGUCCAAUUUUCUGAUGCAUCACAGAAUGUAACACAAAAUGAAAGUCACCAAAGGGGUGUUGAAUGUCAAACAGCUCACAUAAGUGAGAAGCCAUUUUCAUGUUUACAAUGUGGGAAAUGUUUUUCUAUAAAACAAAAACUGGUUAGACAUCAAAGAACUCACACAGGGGAGAAACCAUUUUCAUGUUCAGAAUGUGGGAAGUGUUUUUUUGAAAAAAAAGAUCUUAUUAGACAUAUAAGAAUUCACACAGGAGAGAAGCCAUAUUCAUGUUCAGAAUGUGGAAAACGUUUUGUAAGCGUUUCUAAUCUUUAUGAACAUCAGUACACUCACAGAAGGGAGAAGCCGUUUUCAUGUUCAGAAUGUGGGAAAUGUUUUAGCCAGAAAUCGGCUCUUGUUAAACAUAAAAGAAUUCACACAGAGGAGAAGCCAUUUUUUUGUUCAGAAUGUGGGAAAUGUUUUGCUAUAAAAAGAUAUUUGCUUACGCAUCAAAGAACUCACACCGGGGUAAAGCCAUUCUCAUGUUUAGAAUGUGGAAAAUGUUUUAACCAUAAAUCAGACCUUGUUAAACAUCAAAGAACUCACACAGGGGAGAAGCCAUUUUUAUGUUUAGAAUGUGGGAAACAUUUUUCUGUAAAAAAAUGUCUGGUUACACAUCAAAGAACUCACACAGGGGAGAAGCCAUAUUCAUGUUCCGAAUGUGAGAAAAGUUUUAACCAGAAACCAGCUCUUGUUGCACAUCAGAGAAUUCACACAGGAGAGAAGCCAUAUUCAUGUUCAGAAUGCGGGAAAUCUUUUCCCCAGAAAUCCGCUCUUAUUAAACAUCAAAGAACUCACACAGGGGAGAAGCCAUAUUUAUGUUUAAAAUGUGGAAAAUGUUUUCCCCGGAAAUCACAUCUUGUUAGACAUCAAAAAAUUCACAAAAGAGAGACGCCAUCUUCUUGUUUAGCUAGUUCCUGACUGCCAUAUGUGUUUUACAAAGGUCACUAACUAGCUUUAUUUUAGUAGAUACCCUUUUUUAUGUUGGUGCGUCGAAAUAAAACAGCACCUUGCUUUUAGCUACCAGAGGUAGCUGAGGGCUUGGACCAAUAAUCGGGGGAUGCUAUGAGAGGUCCCUGAACACAAAUGAUCUCCUGUAUUGAAUGAAUACCAGUGAUCAACCGUAAAAUACAGUUAAAAGUGAAUCACCUUUCACUGAAAUUGUUCAUCAUAGUAUGGGGACUUCCCUUCAUUCCUGUAAAAGCCACAAAUACAGGGGCUUAUGGGACAGUCAAAAAAUAUCUGUGUGACACAUCAUAAAUUUUUCAGGGCGUAUCUCUCCGACUAGGUCCUUCAACCAUAACUGAUAAAGCAUAAAACAAGACCCUGAUAUAAAAAGAUAGCGAUCCACCCAUUACAGACUGCUACAUAUUAUAGAUUUCUCCUUUAUAAAGGGACAAUCGCAUUCCUCUGGUUCCAGAAGGUGAUUGAGCACCCUCCUGUUUGAUACCACUGCACCUCAGUAAUUACAUGAGUCUCAAGAGGCGUGAAAGCUCCCAGAGUGUUAUUUUCCUCCCCCAGUCCCCGCCACUACCUCCAGAAUAUAAUUUUGAAACAUGGAAGGAGGAGGGAUGCCCGAUUUAUGUAUUACCUUUGAAACAUACCACACAAUAAUUAUUAAUUUUAUGUAACAUUUAGGGGAUGCCAAAAAAUGGUUGUGGGGUGAGGAAAUCAAUUUACUCCUAAUUUUUUUGUCUGUUACUGGGAUGUCUGCUGCUAGGAUAACUAUAAUUGUAACAAAAAGGGUUGGCCGUGUGGAUUUGGGAGCCAAGUUACUCAUAUUUUCUGUUUAGUUUGUGUUGUUACUCGGUUCUCCAUUACUGGACUGUGCAUAAUUAUUAAUUUUAUUGAAGUUUUAGGGAACACCAAAAAGCAGGGGUCUUUUUAGGGAGUCAAUGUAUUCACAUUGUGAUUUUUUUAAUUUUUUUAUAUAUAAUUCUUGGACAAUUAGUUUUAGGACUUGAUCAGUUAAAGAGGUUAUCAGAGACAAUAAAAACCUCCCCAAAUGCCAGGCUCCUCACUUGGCAUAUACUUACCCCACUCCCUGUGC
This is a messenger RNA of Bufo gargarizans (Asiatic toad), 3842 nucleotides long. RefSeq names its product zinc finger protein 436-like. NCBI's taxonomy places the organism in Eukaryota, Metazoa, Chordata, Amphibia, Anura, Bufonidae. Bases 26 to 2713 code for a protein of 895 amino acids. Gene Ontology annotation, biological process: regulation of transcription by RNA polymerase II. Gene Ontology annotation, molecular function: DNA-binding transcription factor activity, RNA polymerase II-specific; RNA polymerase II cis-regulatory region sequence-specific DNA binding. The record is from RefSeq and is a predicted model, not a curated record. The transcript has 8 exons.